Messenger RNA from Orycteropus afer afer, 3082 nucleotides. The record is from RefSeq and is a predicted model, not a curated record. NCBI's taxonomy places the organism in Eukaryota, Metazoa, Chordata, Mammalia, Tubulidentata, Orycteropodidae.
GCUCGCGAUGGGGAAGAAGUCCCGGGCGGUACCCGGCCGCAGGCCCAUUCUGCAGCUCUCACCACCUGGUCCCCGAAGCAGCACGCCCGGACGGGACCCGGAACCAGAGCCCGACACCGAGCCGGACUCGACGGCGGCGGCCCCGAGUCAGCCAGCUCCGGCGGCAGUGGCGCCGGCAACGACGACUGCGGCGACGGCUCCCGCGGCGACGGCUACCCCAGCGUCGGACGACUCGCCUUCAGAAGAUGAACAGGAAGUGGUGGUGGAGGUUCCCAGAGUUGUUCAGAAUCCUCCGAAAGCAGUCAUGACUACCAGACCCACAGCUGUUAAAGCAACAGGAGGUCUUUGCUUACUUGGUGCAUAUGCUGACAGUGAUGAUGAGGAGAGUGAUGCUUCGGAAAAAACAGCACAAUCCAAAGAGGCAAAUGGAAAUCAGUCAUCUGAUAUUGACAGUACAUUGGCCAACUUCCUAGCGGAGAUUGAUGCCAUAACAGCUCCUCAGCCUGUAGCUCCUGUGGGAGCUUCUGCUCCACCUCCAACUCCACCUCGUCCGGAGCCCAAGGAAUCUUCAACAUCUGCCCUUUCUUCUACUGCUUCAAAUGGGACAGACUCAACCCAAAUAUCAGGGUGGCAGUAUGAUACUCAGUGUUCACUGGCAGGAGUCGAAAUUGAGAUGGGUGAUUGGCAAGAAGUCUGGGAUGAGAACACAGGAUGUUAUUACUAUUGGAACACACAGACAAAUGAAGUGACUUGGGAGUUACCCCAAUAUCUUGCCACCCAGGUACAGGGAUUACAACAUUACCAACCCAGUUCUGUAGCAGGUGCUGAAGCUAGUUUUGUGGUAAAUGCAGAAGUGUUUACUAAGGAAAAAACUGUUUCCAGUAGUAAAAGUGGACCAGUCAUAGCCAAGCGAGAGGUUAAAAAGGAAGUAAAUGAAGGAAUUCAAGCACUCUCGAAUAGUGAGGAGGAGAAGAAAGGGGUGGCGGCAUCCUUGCUUGCCCCUUUGUUGCCUGAGGGAAUAAAAGAAGAAGAAGAAAGAUGGAGGAGAAAAGUAAUUUGUAAGGAAGUGGUGGAGCCAGUUUCAGAAGUGAAGGAAGCAAGUACAGCAGUAGAAGAAGCAGCAACAAUAGUAAAGCCUCAGGAAAUUACAAUGGACAGUAUAGAAGACCCUUCUCAAGAGGAUCUUUGCAGUGUUGUUCAGUCUGGAGAAAGUGAGGAGGAGGAAGAACAAGAUACCCUUGAGCUGGAGCUGGUUUUAGAAAGGAAAAAAGCAGAGUUGAGAGCUUUGGAGGAAGGAGAUGGUAGUGUGUCAGGGUCUAGUCCACGUUCUGAUAUCAGCCAGCCAGCAUCUCAAGAUGGAAUGCGUAGACUUAUGUCUAAAAGAGGAAGAUGGAAGAUGUUUGUUCGAGCUACCAGUCCAGAAUCCACCAGUCGGAGUUCUAGCAAAACUGGACGAGACACUCCAGAAAAUGGAGAAAUUGCAAUUGGUGCUGAAAAUUCUGAAAAAAUAGAUGAGAGUUCAGACAAAGAGGGAGAAGUAGAAGAAUCUCCAGAGAAGACAAAAGUACAAACAGCACCAAAAGUAGAGGAACAAGAUUUAAAAUUUCAGAUAGGAGAACUGGCAAAUACCCUGACCAGUAAAUUUGAAUUCCUAGGCAUUAAUAGACAGUCCAUCUCCAACUUUCAUGUGCUGCUCUUACAGACUGAGACUCGGAUUGCAGACUGGCGGGAAGGGGCUCUUAAUGGAAACUACCUUAAACGAAAACUUCAGGAUGCAGCAGAACAACUAAAACAGUAUGAAAUAAACGCCACACCAAAAGGCUGGUCCUGCCACUGGGACAGGGAUCAUAGACGAUAUUUCUAUGUAAACGAACAAUCGGGCGAGUCUCAGUGGGAGUUCCCAGAUGGUGAGGAGGAGGAGGAAGAAAGCCAAGUACAAGAAAGUAGAGACGAAACUCUUCCUAAACAGAUUUUGAAAGACAAAACUGGCACUGACUCAAAUUCUGCAGAAUCCUCCGAGAAUUCCACAGGUUCUCUUUGUAAAGAGUCCUUUUCUGGCCAAGUUUCUUCUUCAUCACUCAUGCCACUUACUCCAUUCUGGACUCUUCUUCAGUCAAAUGUGCCUGUGCUUCAACCUCCGUUACCCUUGGAAAUGCCUCCACCCCCACCUCCACCUCCAGACUCCCCUCCUCCCCCACCCCCACCCCCACCUCCUGUAGAAGAUGGUGAGAUCCAGGAGGUAGAGAUGGAAGAUGAGGGAAGUGAGGAGCCUCCUGCCCCAGGAACGGAGGAGGAUACUCCUUUGAAACCUUCAACACCAACCACGGUUGUAACUACUCAGAGUUCACUUGAUUCUAGCACCUCUAGCUCUCCUUCCACUAAAGCAGUGAAGAGAAAAGCUACCGAAAUGAGUCCUGCGGUCGUGCAGAGAUCCGCCACGAUCGGGAGUUCGCCUGUCCUCUACAGCCAGUCAGCUGGAGCCAGGGGUCAGCAGGCAACAGGAGCGGGCAUCAGUAACCAGGCUGCAGGGAUUGGACACACAGCAAUGACAGUUAGUCACUCAGCAGCAGGAAUGGGUCAGCAGGCCAGGGGAAUGAGCCUGCAGGCGAAUUACCUAGGACUUGGAACAGCAUCUGCAAUGAUGAGCUAUGCUGAAUGCUCUGUCCCAAUUGGAAUGACUGCUACCACACUGCAGCCAGUUCAGGCUCGAGGUGCUGUGCCUGCCAACACCAUGCUAGAACCUCCUCCUCCUCCGCCUCCACCUCCACCACCGCCACCACCAGCUCCCAAAAUCCCACCACCUGAGAAGACCAAAAAAGGGAAGAAAGAUAAGGCAAAGAAGAGUAAAACCAAAAUGCCAUCUCUGGUAAAAAAGUGGCAGAGUAUCCAGCGUGAGUUAGAUGAAGAGGAAAACUCCAGUUCCAGUGAAGAGGACCGGGAAUCCACCGCACAGAAGCGAAUAGAAGAGUGGAAACAGCAGCAGCUGGUCAGUGGCAUGGCAGAAAGGAAUGCUAAUUUCGAAGCCCUUCCAGAGGAUUGGCGCGCAAGACUGAAGAGAAGGAAAAUGGCUCCAAACACAUAA